Molecule: messenger RNA, 2325 nt
Organism: Malassezia restricta
Lineage: Eukaryota; Fungi; Basidiomycota; Malasseziomycetes; Malasseziales; Malasseziaceae
Product: dynamin 1-like protein
Exons: 2
Coding region: 1-2325 (774 amino acids)
Biological process (GO): peroxisome fission; mitochondrial fission
Cellular component (GO): cytoplasm; membrane; mitochondrion
Molecular function (GO): GTP binding; GTPase activity; microtubule binding
Source: RefSeq, a predicted model, not a curated record
AUGGACGUUGAUCUUAUCCAGGUCGUAAAUCGGCUUCAAGAGACGUUCACUACCAUUGGUGGACACAGUGUUGAUUUGCCACAAUGUGUUGUUGUUGGUUCGCAAUCAUCGGGUAAAUCCAGUGUGUUGGAGACUAUAGUCGGACGUGACUUCCUUCCACGCGGCAGUGGCAUUGUCACUCGCCGGCCGCUCGUGCUACAGCUCAUCCAUCUUCCUGCGUCUGAAAUGUCAGGUGGCAUAGAGGAAUAUGGUGAAUUUCUGCAUCUUGACAGACGUUUCACCGACUUUAAUGCUAUUCGUCAAGAAAUUGAAAACGAGACUUUCCGUGUCGCUGGUCAAAAUAAAGGUAUCUCGAAGCAACCCAUCCAUCUUAAGAUUUUUAGCCCACAUGUCAUUAAUCUUACGUUGGUGGAUUUGCCAGGUUUAACCAAAAUUCCAGUGGGUGACCAGCCAUCUGACAUCGAACGCCAAAUUCGCUCGCUUGUGACUGAUUAUAUCUCUAAGCCCAACUGCAUUAUUAUUGCUGUGAGUCCGGCCAAUGUGGAUUUGGCCAACUCGGAUAGUCUCAAACUUGCUCGCACAGUCGACCCACAGGGACGCCGAACUGUUGGUGUACUCACAAAGCUGGACUUGAUGGAUCAAGGCACACACGCGCUUGAAAUUCUAUCAGGACGGAUGUACCCUCUGCGUCUAGGCUUUGUUGGCGUUGUGAAUCGUUCCCAGCACGACAUCAACAAUGCUGUUCCUUUAAUCGAAGCACGUCGUUCGGAAGAAGAGUUUUUCCGCACGCACAUUGCAUACCGCAGCAUUGCGCACAAGUGCGGCACGAAAUAUCUGGCCAAGACGCUGAACCAGGUCUUGAUGGCACACAUUCGCGAGCGCUUACCUGAUAUGAAGGCACGUCUCAACACCCUGAUGGGUCAGGCACAACAGGAGCUUGCGUCAUUUGGUGAUACAUCUUUUAUGGGCGACCAGCAUCGCGGCACACUUAUUCUCAAAUAUAUGACGCAAUUUGCCAAGGACUUUGUCGCCUCCAUUGACGGAACCUCGUUCGAUAUUUCCACCAAGGAGCUCUGUGGUGGUGCCCGCGUGUACUGUAUUUUUCAGGACAUUUUUGCUCAAGCACUCAACUCGAUCAACCCGACCCAAAAUCUCACCGUGCACGAUAUUCGCACGGCUAUUCGCAAUUCCACCGGUCCGCGCCCCACUCUCUUUGUGCCAGAAGCAGCAUUCGAACUGUUGAUCAAGCCGCAAAUCAAGCUGCUUCUGCCUCCUAGUUUGCGCUGUGUGGAACUUGUGUAUGAAGAGCUUAUGAAAAUUUGCCACAACUGCACCAGUGCUGGUCUUCAGCGUUUCCCUCGUUUGCAUGCUCAACUCAUCGAAGUCGUUUCAGAGUUGCUGCGUGAACGUCUUGGUCCUACCUCUGAGUACGUGCAGAGUCUGAUUGAAAUUCAAUCUGCGUACAUCAACACCAACCAUCCAGCCUUUGUGAACGAUUCGGCCAAUAUUGCGACCCGAAUGCGCGAGGAAAAGCAACGAAAAACUGUGCUUGAGCCACCUCGGCACGAGAUUUCGCUCGACUCGGACCUUGGUACGCCUGCCACCGAGGAAGACGAAGACGACAAGCAGAACCAGGCUUUGAUCAUGAACGGCGUACCUCAUACCAAGCGCGCCGUGGAAGCAUUCCGCAGAAACGGUGCAUCGAAUGAGGGUACCAAACGCGCGCCGCCCUCGUCAGACUCGAGUGCGGAUGCCCCAGCUUCUGGCUCGACAUACAGCGCGAGCUCGGGUCCUAUCAGCACGAGUGGUCAGCGCGAAUCCUUCCUCAACUACUUCUUUGGUGGUGCCACUAUGAAUGAUGCUAGCUCGAGCAUUUCUUUGAGCUCGCACAUGCCUGAACAAAAGCCAAACAUUCUUACGGGCCGCCUUGGUCUGGAAGGCAACAGCGCUGCCUAUAAUAUGAAGAGUUUGGACCAAUACCUCAGUAUGGACCCUGUGCCAGAGGAGGAAUUUGCUUUGUCGGAGCGUGAAGCGAUGGAGACGAAUUUGAUCCGUGAGCUGAUCACGUCAUACUUCAACAUUGUUCGUUUAUCGAUUCAGGACCUGGUGCCUAAGGCCAUUAUGCACUUGCUCGUCAACUACUCGCGUGACACGGUACAGAACCGCCUAGUCGUGAACCUAUACAAGGAGUCGAUGUUCGAACAGCUCCUGCACGAGGAUGAGACGCUGACCAAGGAGCGCCAACGUGUACAGGCCCUGCUCGAUGCUUACAAGGAGGGCUUCAAUGUCCUCUCUGACAUUACGUUCAAGCCAAGCAGUGCCUAA